GACCACGCUCGCCAGCCUCGAGCCGAGUCUUUAAGUCGGCACCACGCUCCUUUGCCCUCGCAUCUAGGAACAUUGUAAUACUCUUCGUGCUCGCUAGCUGAACUUAUGCCCUCCUACGGCUCCCUCGGAUCGCCAUCUCUUCGCAAAAUGGAAAACGGACAUAGCUAUGGCGGUCGCUCGACCUUCUCCAUCGGCCGCAUCGUGGGGGACCCGUUUGCGCUGGCGACUAUCUCUAUCGGCAUUCUUGCAUGGAUCAUAGCCUUCGUCAGCUCGAUAAUAUCUGCCAUCCACAGUGGCUUUCCGAACUUCGCAUGGUGGACGCUGGUUUUCAUGCUUUUCUGCAUCAUCGGUGUUACGGUCACUGUUGCGUCGGAUUCGGAGCGGACCUACCAUGUCGCGAUUGUGGGUUUCCUCGCCGCUGGUCUCGUCUUCACCACCUCCUCUGUCAAUUCCCUAGUCUACUCGGCCGUCGCUGCCUUUGAGGCGGCCGCUGCCGGCUUUAUCUUGCUCUCCAUGAUUGGCAUUGUCUGGAUCUUCUACUAUGGAUCUCAGCCGCAAGCCAGCCACCGCGCCUUUGUUGACUCGUAUGCCCUCCACAAAGAGACGAAUGGCUCCCGCAACUCGCGCCCCAUGUCCAACAAUUAUGGUGCUCGUCCAGAGACAUCGGCUCCAAACGUGCCACCUCAGAUGUACACGUCCGCCCAAUUGAAUGGGUUUGAGACGUCGUCACCAGUGUCGGGUUAUCCAGGUGGCCCUGUUGGAGCGGAUGCUAGGAACUCUUCACAGCCCCGAUUUGGUGGCAUGGCUAACACUUCCAAUGUCCAAACGCCGACCAAUGGUGUCGAGGAGGGACAGCAAGAUGGUUCGCUCGAGUACCCGUAUCGCGCCAAGGCCAUCUACAGCUAUGAGGCGAAUCCCGACGAUGCGAACGAGAUCAGCUUCCAAAAACACGAUAUACUUGAGGUUUCAGAUGUCAGCGGAAGGUGGUGGCAGGCCAAGAAGCCCAAUGGCGAGACUGGUAUUGCUCCCAGCAACUACCUGAUCUUGCUAUAGUCUGCGAAGGCUGGAUCUUCCUGUCACGACCUGGCAAUCACGACUUUCCUUAGUGUUUAUUACCUUCUCCGGAUGCCUUGGACUGGAUACCCACCACGUCCUUGAGAUCAU
This is a messenger RNA of Lindgomyces ingoldianus, 1164 nucleotides long. RefSeq names its product high osmolarity signaling protein SHO1. Bases 106 to 1053 code for a protein of 315 amino acids. The transcript is spliced from 4 exons. NCBI's taxonomy places the organism in Eukaryota, Fungi, Ascomycota, Dothideomycetes, Pleosporales, Lindgomycetaceae. The record is from RefSeq and is a predicted model, not a curated record. Gene Ontology annotation, molecular function: protein binding.